CUGUAGCGAAGGCACACUGAAAGACAAGCAUCACUCGUCUGCAAGCGGGUUUACAAGCAAUUAAGAUCACAGCAUUUUCUAAAUUAAAAGGAAAUUAACUUGUAGAUAAUUCAGAAUAAUUUCUGCUAUUUUUAAACUACAAGCAGAAAUACUUGGAACAUUUUACAUCAAACCUAUUUUCUUUGGCGAUCUGGUACAAAUUGCGUUUUUUUUUUUGGUGUUUUUUUUGUGGUUUAGGUUCUGAAACAGCCCAGUGUUUGCAAAAGACAAAAAAAAAAAAAACCUGAGGAAAUAGCAAUUUUAUGCAACAUAGUGUUCCCUGCGACGUCUUGUCCAGACCAUGUUUAAAAACACGUUUCAGAGCGGCUUUCUUUCCAUUCUGUACAGCAUCGGCAGCAAACCCCUUCAGAUUUGGGACAAGAAGGUCCGAAAUGGCCACAUCAAAAGAAUCACAGACAACGACAUCCAGUCCCUGGUGCUGGAGAUCGAGGGUACCAAUGUAAGUACUACAUACAUCACUUGCCCUGCAGAUCCAAAGAAAACCCUGGGUAUAAAACUUCCAUUCCUGGUGAUGAUCGUAAAGAACUUAAAGAAGUACUUCACUUUCGAGGUGCAGGUCCUGGAUGACAAGAAUGUGCGCCGGCGCUUCCGUGCCAGUAACUACCAGAGCACCACGCGGGUCAAGCCCUUUAUCUGCACCAUGCCCAUGAGGCUUGAUGACGGCUGGAACCAGAUCCAGUUCAACCUGUCUGACUUCACCAGGCGUGCAUACGGAACCAACUACAUUGAGACACUACGUGUACAGAUUCAUGCAAACUGUCGGAUCAGAAGGGUUUAUUUCUCAGACAGACUGUACUCUGAGGAUGAGCUCCCUGCAGAGUUCAAACUCUACCUCCCAGUGCAGAACAAGGUGAAGCAAUAAAUAUCAGCAUGUAUCUCUUGACCAGCAAAGACCUUAAGAAUGAAGAACGAAAAGCCAGGACUAAAAAAGAGGACUAUUGGGUUUAU
Messenger RNA from Polyodon spathula (Mississippi paddlefish), 1008 nucleotides. Its product is annotated as cilia- and flagella-associated protein 20-like. Gene Ontology annotation, cellular component: ciliary basal body; motile cilium. The coding region runs from base 341 to 922 and encodes 193 amino acids. NCBI's taxonomy places the organism in Eukaryota, Metazoa, Chordata, Actinopteri, Acipenseriformes, Polyodontidae. The transcript is spliced from 6 exons. Gene Ontology annotation, biological process: positive regulation of cell motility; regulation of cilium beat frequency involved in ciliary motility; cilium assembly. The record is from RefSeq and is a predicted model, not a curated record.